AUGAAGUUGUUGAGUUGUUUCACAUUCCUUUUCAUGGCUAUUACUGCCGUUUACGCCGCCACCUCUUCAGAUCCAACAGUCACCCAUAAGGUGUAUUUUGAUAUCACACAUGGAGAUGAAAACGUUGGUAGAAUUGUGAUGGGUCUCUAUGGUGACGUUGUCCCUAAAACUGUUGAAAAUUUCUACCAAUUGACCAUUUCUAAGGACCCAAAGAUGGGUUACUUGAAGUCUAUCUUCCACCGUGUCAUUCCAAAUUUCAUGAUUCAAGGGGGUGAUUUCACUAACGGUUCUGGUAUUGGUGGUAAGUCCAUCUACGGCAAGAAGUUCAAGGAUGAAAACUUUACUUUGAAGCAUGACAAGCCUGGUAGAUUAUCCAUGGCUAAUGCCGGUAAGGAUACCAAUGGAUCCCAAUUCUUUAUCACCACCGUGGUAACCCCAUGGUUAGAUGGUAAACAUGUUGUCUUCGGUGAAGUCUUGGAAGGUAUGGAUGUAGUUCACUACAUUGAAAACGUCCCAAGAGACAGAAGAGACAUGCCAUUGAAGAAGGUGCAAAUUGCUGCAUCUGGUGAGUUGAAAAAUUUAAAGGCUCACAAUGAAUUGUAA
Messenger RNA from Naumovozyma castellii, 603 nucleotides. It is a transcript of the gene CPR2, whose product is annotated as peptidylprolyl isomerase CPR2. The transcript has a single exon. The coding region runs from base 1 to 603 and encodes 200 amino acids. The record is from RefSeq and is a predicted model, not a curated record. NCBI's taxonomy places the organism in Eukaryota, Fungi, Ascomycota, Saccharomycetes, Saccharomycetales, Saccharomycetaceae.